UGUCCCCCCCCGGCACGGCCCGGCCCGGCCGGCACUCGGCGCCCGCCAUGGCGGGGCCGAGGAAGGGGCCGGGCGGUGCGGAGGAGCCGCCGCCGCUGCUGGUGAAAAUCGUGAUGGCCGGAGAGUCCUGCGUGGGGAAGACCUCCAUCGUGCGGCGGUACACGGAGCCCGAUUCGCCGCCCGCCGGCACUCCCGCCACCUCCUACUUGGCCACGAUCGGCAUUGAUUUUAAAGUAAAGCUAGUAAUGUUUAAUGACACAAGAGUGAAACUUCAAAUAUGGGAUACUGCUGGCCAGGAACGAUUCCAUACACUUAGUACUAGCUAUUUCCGUGGUGCACAAGGCUUUGUUCUUGUAUAUGACAUCACAAAUCUGAAGAGUUUUCAGAGUAUAACAAUGUGGAUGCAAGACAUAUAUGAGAAAGCAGGUGAUGAAGUGGACGUAAUACUGUUGGGCAACAAGUGUGAUAAGGAGUCAGAACGUGUAGUUCCAAAACAGAAAGGAGAAAAGAUUGCUUGGGAAUAUGGAAUACCAUUUUUUGAAACCAGUGCUAAAGAUAAUGUGAACAUUGAGCAUGCAUUCUCACUCUUGACUAAGGAAAUACUGGAAAAGAAUGUGCACACAGUGAAGAUGCUGUAUGCUGAUGUAAUCAGUGGACCUUUUAUGUUCAGCAGUCAAAUGUUUUAUACAAAGUUCAUAGCUGUUUGUUUGGCUGAUUUACACUAGUGCUUUUGAAGUUAUGGUGACCUAAAGAUUUGAGUUAAUUAGUAGUGGAAUCAAUAUUGUAGCUGUCAGAGUCAGCAUCUCUAACUAACUCAAGUGCAUUGGCUUAAAAGUCCUUAUUCCUUGGAGUUGCAAUACUUUUGUAGGACUGAAUUAUUGUUCAUUAGCUCUGAAAAUGUUUUUGCAUUGUAAUUUAUUUUUAGACAGUAGAAUAUUAUUUUAGACAUUAAUAGAUGUUCUUCAUGCAAUGCAUUAUCAUCGCCAUUCAUCACCAAUAUUAGUUAUACAAAACUAACCUUCCAUUCUGAAUACUGUUGAAGCCAUAAUAAAGAUAAAUGAGCAAAAUUACUGACAAAAUCACAAGUUGCAGUGUUUUGAUUAAGUAGCCAUAGGGGAUGGUCAGAAUAAUAGCUCUGGGUUGGACUGCUUCUAAGUCAAGGUCCUGUUGUAUUAUAUAAC
Messenger RNA from Chiroxiphia lanceolata (lance-tailed manakin), 1181 nucleotides. RefSeq names its product ras-related protein Rab-10-like. Gene Ontology annotation, cellular component: recycling endosome; insulin-responsive compartment; Golgi apparatus. The coding region runs from base 48 to 725 and encodes 225 amino acids. The transcript has 6 exons. Gene Ontology annotation, biological process: cellular response to insulin stimulus. The record is from RefSeq and is a predicted model, not a curated record. Lineage: Eukaryota; Metazoa; Chordata; Aves; Passeriformes; Pipridae. Gene Ontology annotation, molecular function: GTP binding; GTPase activity.